Messenger RNA from Erigeron canadensis, 5773 nucleotides. Its product is annotated as callose synthase 5-like. Gene Ontology annotation, biological process: (1->3)-beta-D-glucan biosynthetic process. The record is from RefSeq and is a predicted model, not a curated record. Gene Ontology annotation, molecular function: 1,3-beta-D-glucan synthase activity. Gene Ontology annotation, cellular component: plasma membrane; 1,3-beta-D-glucan synthase complex. NCBI's taxonomy places the organism in Eukaryota, Viridiplantae, Streptophyta, Magnoliopsida, Asterales, Asteraceae.
GACGAUGCCCCGAGUAAAGAAGCUCGUGUUAAGAAGACGGAUAUGCGGGAAAUUGAGAGCUUUUACAAGCAAUAUUUUGAGAAAUAUAUCAAGGCGCUCGAUCAGGGAGAAAAGGCCGAUAGGGCUCAACUUGGAAAAGCUUACCAGGUGGCCGGAGUGCUUUUCGAAGUCCUCUGUUUCGUACAAUCUGAAAAGGCUGAAAAAGUUUCUGCUGAUAUUAUUGCCUCAGCUAGGGAUGUUGAGGCAAAGCGGGUAAUAUACACUCCCUACAACAUUUUGCCUCUUGAUUCUGCUGGGGAAUCACAGUGCAUCAUGCAGUUUGAAGAGAUUAAAGCAGCAGUGGCUGCUCUCAGGAACACACGUGGUUUAGAUUGGCCAGCCUCUGUUGAUCAGAAAGAGCAGAAAUCAGGAGCACUAGAUCUUCUAGAUUGGCUAAGGGCAAUGUUUGGGUUUCAGAAAGAUAAUGUUAGGAACCAGAGGGAACAUUUGAUCUUGCAACUUGCCCAUCCUCAAGCCAGGCUGACGCCUAAGCCAGAUCCAAGUAACAAGCUGGAUGAUCGAGCAAUUGAUGUUGUUAUGAACCAGCUAUUUAAGAAUUAUAAGACCUGGUGUAAGUUCUUGGGUAGAAAGCAUAGCUUAAGGCUCCCUCAAGGACAUGAAGAAGAGAAACAGAGGAAGCUACUCUAUACAGGCCUCUAUCUUCUUAUCUGGGGCGAGGCUGCCAAUAUACGCUUUUUACCAGAGUGCCUGUGCUACAUCUUUCACAAUAUGGCAUAUGAACUCCAUGGCUUGUUGGCUGGAAAUGUCAGCAUUGUCACUGGGGAAAAUAUUAAGCCAUCUUAUGGUGGGGAUGAUGAAGCCUUCCUUCGCAAAGUUGUAACUCCAAUAUAUCGAGUCAUUGAAAAGGAAACCAAGAGAAGCAAAAAUGGAAAGGCCCCAUAUUCUGCUUGGUGCAAUUAUGACGAUCUUAAUGAAUAUUUCUGGUCAGCUGAUUGCUUUUCUUUGGGUUGGCCUAUGCGUGAUGAUGGCAAGUUUUUCAAAGCAACAUGGGACAGAGAAAAGGGAAAACCACCAUCUCAUAUGGCUGGAAGCCUUGGAAAAUCAUAUUUUGUUGAGACACGGUCAUUUUGGCAUACUUUUAGAAGUUUUGAUCGUUUGUGGACAUUCUUUAUACUAGCUCUUCAGAUUAUGGUUAUCAUUGCAUGGAAUGAUGUUUCAUUGUCCAAAGUUUUUGAGAAGGGGGUGCUAUACAAACUAUCCAGUAUCUUCCUUACAGCAGCGGUUCUGCGUUUCUUCCAAAGUAUAUUGGAUCUUGUCCUGAACUUCCCUGGAUAUCAUAGAUGGAAGUUCACAGAUGUAUUGAGGAGCGCUUUAAAGAUUAUUGUUAGCCUUGCAUGGUCCAUAGCUCUUCCAGUAUGUUAUGUACACCAAACUGACAACAUCUCAAUGCCCUUUGGGCAAGUUGAAGAUAUUCUUUCUUCCCUUAACCGAUUUCGGAGCAUUCCAUCCCUGUACCUUAUGGCCGUGGCGUUCUAUUUGCUUCCGAAUAUACUUGCAGCAGUACUUUUCAUUUUCCCUAUGCUUCGGCGUUGGAUUGAAAACUCUGACUGGCUUAUUGCAAGAUUUCUUCUAUGGUGGUCACAGCCCAGAAUUUAUGUCGGGAGAGGAAUGCAUGAAAGUCAAUUUGCUCUUUUAAAGUACACUUUCUUUUGGGUGGUUCUUCUAAGUGCAAAGUUUGCUUUCAGCUUCUUUUUUCAGAUAAAACCCUUGAUCAAGCCGACUAAAGAUAUUAUGAAAAUCAAACGCAUACGAUAUGCUUGGCAUGAAUUCUUCCCUGAUGCUAAAAACAACUAUGGAGCGGUUGCUGCACUGUGGCUACCUGUUAUUUUGGUCUAUUUUAUGGACACUCAGAUAUGGUAUGCUAUAUUUUCAACUUUGUGUGGUGGUAUUAUCGGGGCCUUUGAUCAUUUAGGAGAGAUACGAACAUUGGAUAUGCUAAGGUCCCGCUUCCAGUCUAUACCUGGUGCAUUCAACGCGUAUUUGUUACCAUCUGAGAGGACCAAGAAAGAGGGAUUUUCUCUCUCUAAACGAUUUGCAGAGGUUACACCAAACAGGAGAACUGAAGCAGCAAAAUUUGCUCAGCUGUGGAAUGAAGUUGUAUGUAGCUUCCGUGAAGAAGAUUUUAUAAGUGACAGGAAAGGCCGCUCAACCAUCAUUUAUGAAUUUUACCAUCUUUUAGUUUUAUUUGAGAAGAUAGUUCAAACUUAGAUAUGAGUUUACCUAUUGAGGGAGAUGGACCUGCUGUUAGUCCCGUAUUCUUCAGACCCCAACCUCAACCUAAUUCAGUGGCCACCGUUUUUGCUUGCUAGCAAGGUUUGUUUAAUUAUUCAAAUAUUCUUAUCUAUGUAUAUUGUUCUCAUAUCCUCACUGUUCUUUCAGGUACCAAUUGCAGUUGACAUGGCAGUGCAAUUUCGAUCUAAGGAUACUGAUCUCUGGAAACGUAUAUGCUCUGAUGAAUAUAUGAAGUGUGCUGUCAUUGAAUGCUACGAGUCCUUCAAGCUUGUCCUAAAUGCUUUGGUUGUUGGACAUACUGAGAAAAGGAUAAUUGGUAUCAUAAUUAAAGAAGUUGAAAGCAACAUUUCCAGGAAUACUUUUCUAACGAAUUUCAGAAUGGGCUCUCUAUCUACUCUUCGCAACCAAUUUGUGAAGUUGGUGGAAAUUCUGAGAGAGGGUGACGAAUCUAAGCACAACACUGUGGUUUUGUUGCUUCAGGACAUGUUAGAAGUAGUUACUCGUGAUAUGAUGGUCAACGAAAUCCGUGAAUUGGCAGAACUUGGACAUGGUAGCAAAGAUUCUGGAGCACAGCUAUUCGAGAAAGCUGUCAAUUCUAGACCUGCUAUAGAGUUUCCUCAUUUCACUUCCCAGUGGGAAGAACAGAUGAAGCGGCUCCACCUUCUUCUCACUAUAAAUGAAGCUGCCAUGGAUGUCCCAAAAAACUUGGAAGCACGGCGUAGAUUAACAUUUUUCACAAAUUCCCUUUUCAUGGGAAUGCCCCCAGCACCGCGAGUGCGUAAAAUGCUGUCUUUCAGUGUCAUGACCCCCUACUAUAGUGAAGAAACCGUUUAUUCCAAGAGUGACCUUGACAUGGAAAAUGAAGAUGGCAUAUCAAUCAAAUAUUACCUGCGAAAAAUCUUUCCAGAUGAAUGGGAAAAUUUCAUGGAGCGCAUAAAUUGCAAAGAAGAUUCAGAUAUAUAUGAAAAUGAGGAAAACAUACUACAGCUCCGUCAUUGGGUCUCCUUAAGAGGACAGACACUCUGUAGAACAGUUAGAGGGAUGAUGUACUAUAGAAGGGCAUUGAAGCUUCAGGCAUUUCUUGAUAUGGCUAAUGAAAGACAAAUAUUGGAGGGCUAUAAAGCUGUCACUAUUCCAUCAGAGGAGGAUAAGAAAAGCCAGAAAUCCUUGCAUGCUCAACUAGAGGCUGUGGCUGAUAUGAAGUUCACUUAUGUAGCGACAUGUCAAAACUAUGGAAAUCAGAAACGUAGUGGUGAUCGACGUGCAACAGACAUAUUAAAUUUAAUGGUUAACAAUCCAGCUCUUCGUGUAGCAUACAUUGAUGAAGUUGAAGAAAGAGUAGGAGCCAAAUCACAGAAGGUCUACUAUUCUGUCUUGAUUAAAGCUGUGGAUAAUCUUGAUCAGGAAAUAUACAGGAUAAAGUUGCCUGGUUCACCAAAAAUAGGAGAAGGGAAGCCUGAGAAUCAAAAUCAUGCCAUAAUAUUUACAAGAGGAGAAGCUCUUCAAACAAUUGAUAUGAACCAAGACAACUACUUGGAAGAAGCUUUCAAAAUGCGUAACUUGCUUGAAGAAUUUAAUGAGGAUCAUGGAGUGCGGCCCCCAACAAUUUUGGGUGUACGCGAACAUAUCUUUACAGGAAGUGUUUCUUCUUUGGCCUGGUUCAUGUCAAAUCAAGAAACAAGCUUCGUCACGAUUGGACAAAGAGUUCUUGCCAGGCCACUGAAGGUUCGCUUCCAUUAUGGACAUCCAGAUGUCUUCAAUAGGAUUUUCCACAUUACACGAGGUGGCAUCAGCAAAGCGUCAAAAGGCAUUAACCUAAGCGAGGACAUCUUUGCAGGGUUCAAUUCUACGCUAAGACGUGGAAAUAUAAUUCACCUCGAGUAUAUCCAAGUAGGAAAGGGAAGGGAUGUUGGCCUCAACCAAAUCUCACUUUUUGAAGCUAAAGUGGCAUGUGGCAAUGGGGAGCAGACUCUAAGUCGGGAUAUCUACAGAUUAGGCCAUCGCUUUGAUUUUUUCCGGAUGUUAUCUUGUUACUAUACGACUACAGGCUUCUAUGUCAGCUCUAUGCUGGUGGUCCUUACGGUGUAUGCAUACUUGUAUGGAAGACUUUACCUCUCUUUGAGUGGAUUAGAGAAAGCAAUUAUGAAAUCAGCAAGAAUUAGGGGAGAUACUGCUCUGAAAGCAGUCAUGGCUUCUCAGUCUGUAGUUCAACUGGGUCUUUUAAUGGCUUUGCCUAUGGUCAUGGAGAUUGGACUAGAACGAGGUUUCAGAACAGCAAUGGGUGACUUGAUCAUCAUGCAGCUCCAAUUAGCAGCUGUCUUCUUUACAUUCUCCCUUGGGACUAAACUACACUAUUUUGGUCGCACAAUUCUACAUGGUGGGGCCAAGUACAGAGCUACAGGGCGUGGUUUUGUUGUGAGACAUGAGAAGUUUGCCGAGAAUUACAGAAUGUACUCAAGAAGCCAUUUUACUAAAGCCAUGGAGUUGUUCAUUCUGCUUCUGGUUUAUCAAGCAUAUGGAUUGUCAGCUACAAGCAGUACAGCAUACUUUUUUCUAACUGCUUCGAUGUGGUUUUUAGUGGUUUCUUGGUUUUUUGCUCCAUUCUUAUUCAACCCGUCAGGGUUCGAAUGGCAAAAGAUAGUGGAAGACUGGGAAGAUUGGUCAACAUGGAUCAGCAACCGUGGUGGCAUUGGUGUUCCUGCUAACAAGAGCUGGGAGUCAUGGUGGGAGGAAGAGCAGGAACAUUUACAGUACACUGGUCUUCUUGGACGUGUGAUGGAAGUUUUCCUCUCUCUUAGGUUUUUUGUGUACCAGUACGGAAUUGUCUAUCAACUUAGAGUGAGCCAAAGUGAAAAAAGCAUCAUGGUCUACGGUCUAUCUUGGAUUGUGAUUCUUGCUGUAAUAAUCAUCUUGAAGAUUGUAACCAUGGGCCGGAAGAAGUUCAGUGCUGAUUUCCAGCUAAUGUUCCGACUUCUUAAAUUGUUCCUCUUUGUUGGAUUCAUUGGCACGCUUGUGAUUCUUUUUCAGUUCCUUGGGCUUACUGUUGGAGAUAUUUUUGCAAGCUUAAUUGCGUUCAUGCCAACUGGAUGGGCAAUCUUGCAGAUAGCACAAGCAUGCAGGCCAGCAGUGAAGGCAUUGGGAAUGUGGGGGUCGGUGAAGGCACUGGGGAGAGGAUACGAGUAUAUGAUGGGGGUGAUGAUCUUCACUCCAGUGGCCAUACUUGCAUGGUUCCCAAUGGUAUAUGAUUUCCAAACCAGGCUUCUUUUCAACCAAGCUUUUAGUAGAGGGCUACAGAUCCAACGUAUUCUAGCAGGUGGUAAGAAAAACAAGUAGUCAUUAGUAAUAUACUUAGCAAGUAAAUGAGGGUAGAUAGUUCAUAUAGCAAGUAAAAGAGGGUAGAUAGUUCAUAUGUUGUAUAAACAGCAUGCGCACAUUAAAUAGUUCAUAUGCUGUAUAAGUGUCUUGAUAGGAAUCAAGGAUA